Messenger RNA from Anguilla rostrata (American eel), 2143 nucleotides. It is a transcript of the gene ripk1l, whose product is annotated as receptor (TNFRSF)-interacting serine-threonine kinase 1, like. The record is from RefSeq and is a predicted model, not a curated record. Gene Ontology annotation, biological process: signal transduction; protein phosphorylation. Gene Ontology annotation, molecular function: ATP binding; protein kinase activity; protein binding. NCBI's taxonomy places the organism in Eukaryota, Metazoa, Chordata, Actinopteri, Anguilliformes, Anguillidae. The coding region runs from base 146 to 2143 and encodes 665 amino acids. Gene Ontology annotation, cellular component: cytoplasm. The transcript has 11 exons.
GAAAUGCUCCGGUAUUUUUCUACUACGUCAGUAGUAGAAAGUAUUCUCUGUUUCGACUGGAUACGGGCUUUCAGGAAGUGUCUAGAAGUUCAGAAGGACGGUGUUAUGUGAAAAAGGUCUGUGGUGGAGGACCUUGUGGACAGCCAUGGCCGCAUCGCCGCAAUCCAUUUUCAUGAACUCCGCCGACCUCAUCAAGAGGGAGCCCCUGGAGUGCGGCGGCUUCGGCGAAGUGUUCCUGUGUUACCACAGGACGCACGGCCAGGUGGUCCUUAAGACGGUGUACACCGGACCCACGUUGAACGAGGGAAACAAGCGGUCGCUGGUGGAGGAGGGCACCCUGAUGCUCAAGCUGAACCACGAGCGCAUCGUCAAGCUGCUGGGGAUGAUUUUGGAGAAUGGGGCGUACUCGCUAGUGAUGGAACUGAUCCCCAAGGGCAACCUGCUCUCUUUGCUGCAGGAUGCGCCUGUAAGCGUACCACUAUCCAUCAAGGGGAGGAUUAUUCUGGAGAUCCUGGAGGGAAUGGUGUAUUUAACCAAGAAAGAUGUCAUUCACAAGGACCUGAAACCAGAGAACAUUCUGGUAGACAAGGACUUCCACAUCAAGAUAGCAGACCUGGGUCUGGCCACCUAUCAGACCUGGAGCCGGCUGACUAAGGAGGCGUCCCGACGGAAGAGCCGGAAGGGGGGGCGGAGCAGCGCCCGCACGGCGGGAACACUCUUCUACAUGGCUCCCGAGCACCUGGACAGCAUCCACGCGCGCUCCUCCGAGAAGUCCGACGUCUACAGCUUCGCUAUCGUCGUCUGGGUCAUCCUCGCCAACAAGGAGCCGUACGAGAAUGCCCGGAAUGAAGACCACGUAUGUCAGUGUGUGCGUAACGGUGACCGCCCGGAUGAAACGGCCAUUCCUUCUGAAACGCCUGAGGAGAUGAAAGCGUUAAUGAAGAACUGCUGGAACCACAACCCUAAGCAGCGGCCAACCUUUGCGGAGAGCUACAGUUCGUUCCAGCCCUUCUACAGGGACAAUUUGGAAAAAGAUGUGGAGCAAGAUAUUUCACAGCUCAUGGUGACGUACGAAGGGCCGAACCACUAUUUGGAAAUUAUGAAAUCCAUGUCCCUGGAUAGGACAUAUACAGAUUCUCCAGCGCCGCUGCGGAGCUCGGACAGCAUGCCCAUCGAGGCCAGCAUCGAGGACCUUCGGCUCUCGGAGCCCGGCAGGGAGGAUCCCCUGCAGACCGACGCCGGCCCCAUCGACGACAGCAGCCUGAAGCUCAAACUGGAGCAGGAGCUGGGCUACCACCAGCACGGCAGCUACAGCUGCCUGGAGCACCGCUCCCCGACGUCCCACCAAAGCCCCGCCCCCUACGCCGCAUCUUCCUGGAACGCCGCAUCUCCCUUGAACGCCGCACCGUUCUGGAACGGCCCCCUGGAGAGGGGCGUCCCGCUCCAGGAGUCCUCGGUCCAGUCCUGGAACAAGAAUGAGCCCGUCCCGCCGAUCGACUCGUACAGCACGCUGUCCAGUUCCAACUACAAGGCCUCGCCCAUAAGCCCCAUCCCUGGUGCGGGAGUACCCCCAGUCAGCCCCAUUUCGAUGAACCACUAUCAGCAAUACCACCGCCUCUACUCCAACCCGGCCAAUCCCACACCAGAGUCUGAUGUCACAGCUGGAAAAUACCACAGCAUGUCUGCUAAGAUGCCAUCUCAAGACACAGGAAGCCUGUUCAUACACAACGCCAGCGGGAUUCAGAUCGGUAACCAUAACCGCAUGAGUCUUCAGAGCCAGGAUUUAGGAUCUGGCAGCUACCAGCAGAGCAGCAACAGCUUGUACAAUGACCUUCUACUGCUGUACGAGGACUGUCCGGUGAGGGAGGAGCAUCUGGACCUCCUCAGGAAGAACAUAGGGGCCCAGUGGAAGUCCUGCGCUCGGCAGCUGGGACUGACGGAGACGGAGGUGGAGACCAUCGACCACGACUACAACCGGGAUGGGCUGAAUGAGAAGGUGUACCAGAUGCUGGAGAAGUGGAGGAUGAAGGAGGGCUUAGUGGGCUGCACCAUGGGAAGGCUGUGCCGCCUGCUCGGCAGCUCCAUCAGAGUGGACCUGCGCUGCGAGCUGCUUCAGCUCUGCAAAAGUCCCACAUCCCAUUGA